UAUAAAAUCCCUGUCAACCCUUCAAAUUCUGCUUCAUUCUCUUCCCUUGAUCAGCUACAGUAGCUCAUCUGUUAAAUCGCUCCCAUUUAAGAAACGAUGGUUACAAAUUUUCAGAGCUUAUUAAUAACCAAAUCCCCCUCCUCCUCCUCCUCCCCUACCUCUUCAAACGAAGAGACGAAGUUCGGUGCAGAGCUAAGAAAGGGGCCAUGGACGCUUGAGGAAGACACUCUUCUCAUCAAUUACAUAGCUGCGCAUGGCGAAGGCCGCUGGAAUGUCUCGGCCAAAUGUGCUGGGUUAAGAAGGACAGGGAAGAGUUGCAGGCUGAGAUGGCUUAAUUACUUGAAGCCAGACAUUAAGCGCGGAAACCUUACUCCCCAAGAGCAGAUCCUAAUCCUUGAGCUUCAUUCUAAAUGGGGGAACCGGUAGAUUGUUUCCUCAAUUUCCGAUUUUGAACGUUUUGAUGGCCACUUUGGAAGCAUGAAAGUACAGGGGAGGAAUUCCUGAUGAAAAAAUUUGUGGGAGAAAAUCAAUGGUUUUCUCAAACUCAAUAAAUUUAAAAGUUCUUAUUAAUCUUUUUUUACACUUAUAUUUAUUUUAUUAUGAAAUAAUUACAUAUAUAUGUCUAAAGUAAAGAUUGUUUACAAAAUCUAGACUAGUAAUUAGAGUAGAAAUGAAAUCAUUGUAUUAAUUAUCUGUCAUAUUUGUGUAAAUAAGUUUUAUUUUAGUAAUAUUUUUGAAAACCCUCCAUUUAUUAUUUAGUCAAUGAAAUUCAAAUGCAUCUAAAAAUUGACAUUAAUCGAGUUCAUGUUCCUUAGCAUUUUCAGGAGUUAAAACCAAAUUGAAUGUAAAUAAUUUUGUUUAGUAGGAGGAUUUAUGUUUCUUAGAAGAGUUGUUUUCUUAUGUUUGCCCUUGCGCCCUUGCCAUAGAAAAAGCCAUAAGAAAAUUAAACAUAAUAUUUCUCGAAUUAUGUUUUUAUAUAUUUAGAUUUUUUUAGUCUUUGUAUAAUAAAAUCAAAUUGAUAAAAUGAGUUCGGACAAUGUCUAUUAAAUCUAUUGACCUUGAAUCUUGUUUUUGUCUGUUUCCGAAUUUCUUUCCUCUUAAGUUUCCUCCAAAAGAACCUUAAGCUAUGUUUGGAUCUGGGAAAUUAAAAUGUUACAUAAAAGAACUUGAUUGCUUAUGUUUGGGUUUAACCGUUUAACUGAGAAAAUAGAGAAAUAAAUAGAUGCAGAGUGAUUAAUUUUUUUAAAUCCUUUAUUAUAUGCAUUUAGAUCGUUAAUAUUUAUAUAAGCCAUAUGAACAAAAAAAUGAAUAAAAAAAAUUAUUGAGUCUGAGCUGAUAUUUUAAUUUUUGAAAUUAUUUUCUUUCCUUCAAAAUUUCUCCCUGCCUUCUUUAGCCUUUUCAGUGCUCCAGAAGAACCCUUAGGGUUCUCUUAUUUAACAAUGUUUGUUUUGGUGGGAUGCAUUUUGAUGCAUGAUUUGUGGGAUGGUGGUGGAUAGGUGGUCAAAAAUAGCGCAGCAUUUGCCAGGAAGAACAGACAAUGAGAUAAAAAAUUACUGGAGAACAAGAGUCCAGAAACAAGCUAGGCAGCUCAAGAUCGACUCAAACAGCAAGAAGUUCAUUGAAGCUGUUAAAAAGUUUUGGAUGCCCAGAUUGGUUGAGAAGAUAGAACAGCAGCAGAACACUUCUUUGAUAUCCCCCUCCUCCAACAGUUCCUCCUUAUUUUCUUCUUCUUCUUCUUCUUCAUCCACUCAGCCUAUCACCACAGAAAAGCCCAACUUACUUGUUAUUACUUCCCCAUCAUCCCCCAAUCAGGAAACCGAUACUUAUACUCCUCCAGCAGUAAUAAUAACCCAAGAAACAGGCAAAACAGACAGCUACAAUGAGAUCGAAGAUGACUGUUACCAUGUAGAAAUAAUGGAAAAUAAUUCUUGUUAUGAUGCUGAUGAGGCUUGCUUUGGCCACUACCCUGCCUCCAUGCCAGCAUUCGACUCGCGUGAUGUUUCCUUGCUGGGGUGCCAGAUGGGAUACGAUGACUGGUUCGGUGAUGAGGUGGUAGAUGCGUUGUGGGGACAAUGUUGAUUGUGCUAGUACAUCCUCUCCAUUGUUAGUUCAAUACCAAGAGUGAUGAUGAUGAGUGAUGAUUGCAAAUUAAUUAACCAAUUAAUAGACAAGUUAAGAAAGAGUUGCAUAAAUAUGUGGUUAUUAAAACACAACUAUGUUAAUAAUGUCCACUAGUGCAUGCAUAAGUGCAUCACAGUGGCUAUGGCUAUGGAAGUGUUACUAAUUAGCUUAUGUAGAGAGUGGUAGUCUCCAACUAUUACCAAGACUAAACUUUUUGGUUGAUGAAAAAAAUCAAAUGUACAUCAUGUAAGGCAAACAAUGAAAUCAAAUUAUGUAUGUUGCAUAUGGACAGUAACUAUGGUUAGCAUUUGUAUAUCUGCAUGUAUUAUUUUUAUGUACAAAUGUAAUUUAUUUUCUC
Messenger RNA from Cuscuta europaea, 2479 nucleotides. The record is from the annotation of a GenBank genome assembly. Lineage: Eukaryota; Viridiplantae; Streptophyta; Magnoliopsida; Solanales; Convolvulaceae.